GUAAAAGCCAUGUUUUGUUUGGAGAGAGGAAUUGAUUUUUUGCAGGUUCAAGAGAUGGGAUGAACUGACUUCAGAGCGCUAACUCCACCCAACGGAUAGUAUCUUUAGCGGGCGGAGCGGAGGGCUUGUGUAGUUACGGGAUAUCUGACAACUCCAGCACAAAACUUCACAAGGACAAAGUCCGUUCUGCGUGAGUACGUGGGAGGAACAAGCAAGGAACUCAUUCACGUGCGGGAUUUAUAAAGCAAGAAACGAUGCAAAGAUGGCGCUUAUAAUGGGGACUGGAACUUACAUGGUGCCAAAAAGUGGGUUUAUAGAAGUUUUAGUGCGCGAACAGUGGCAUAGAGUUUUUGUGAACCUGAACGAGGAAACUCUCACGUUGAGUUGUGAGGAGAGCGACAACUUGAACUCUAACGGCGUCAGUCAUGGGUCAUACCUGGACAACAAUAAUGCCAACUCCAACAAUGCACCCCAAAGCGUGCGCUCUGCUUUCACGGACCUUCCAGAGAGAGUGCCCGAAGCCAUCGCCAACAGGAAACGUAGUGUUAAGGUGACCAAGCAAGAGGUUGGGGGGCUGGGGAUCAGCAUCAAGGGCGGCAAAGAAAACAAGAUGCCUAUACUUAUUAGUAAGAUUUUCAAAGGUCUUGCUGCGGACCUGACUCAGGCUCUGUACGUGGGAGAUGCAAUCCUGUCUGUAAAUGGUGUGAACCUGAGGGAAGCUACGCACGACGAAGCUGUACAGACGCUCAAACGAGCCGGGAAAGAAGUUACAUUAGAAGUAAAAUACAUGCGUGAGGCCACCCCAUAUGUGAAGAAGGGCUCUCCAGUGUCAGAGAUCGGCUGGGAGACCCCCCCUCCAGAGUCGCCCCGCCUGAGUCCCAGCAGCCCCCCGUCGUCCCCAUCAGAGCCCCCCAGCCCCCCUCUGCUGUCCCCCCAUGGAGACCGCAGGUGCAUUCCACUGAAGAUGUGCUAUGUCACUAGAGCCAUGACAACACCUGACCCAGAAAACAGACAGCUGGAGCUGCACUCCCCUGACACCAGACACACUGUGGUUCUGCGCUGCCCGGACCAGCCAUCUGCCCUGUCCUGGUUCGCCGCCAUGCACUCUGUCACCAUGGCACUGGCCCAGCGCGCACUGGCAGAGGUCAUCCAGAACCACGGCAGGACCGGCAUCGCUGGCAGCAAGGAGAUCAGACACCUGGGCUGGCUGGCGGGGAAGACAGAGAGCGAGAAGCAGAGCUGGAAGCCGGUGCUGGUGGUCCUCACUGAAAAAGACCUGCUGUUAUUUGACAGUCUCCCAAGAGGCCGAGACGCUUGGCAGAGCCCCACACACACAUACCCUCUGUUAGCCACGCGCCUGGUGCAGUCUGGUCCUGACCUGGGCUCCCCUCACUCGGGCACAGAGCUGUACUUCGCCACUCGGACGGGCACACGGCUAGGAAUUGAGACACACCUGUUCAGAGCUGAGACCACCAAAGAUCUGUCUCUGUGGACCAGGCACAUCGUCAAUGGCUGCCACUCCUCUGCUGAGAUGAUCAAAGAAGUUUCCACCAGUUGUCUCUUCCAGGGGCAGGAGUGCAGGCUGGUCAUCCAUUAUGAAAAGGGCUUCUCUGUAGUGACGGAUCCAAAGCUUCUAGACCAUGACAAUGAUGAGAUUCAAUUGGCCCAAACUCCAGUCAAACCCCGAGUGCUACUGUCCCACCCAUUCGAGAGGCUCAAGAUGUCCUCCGACGAUGGGAUACGUAUGCUUUUCCUCGACUUCGGCAGCAAAGAAGGAGAGAUUCAGUUGGACCUUCACUCCUGCCCAAAGCCCAUUGUCUUCAUUCUCCAUUCCUUUCUCUCAGCCAAAAUCUCCCGUCUGGGUUUAGUGGCCUGACCCCUGAACAGUGCAGCUCAGCAACUCAGAUAAUUUAAGUCUGGAAGAUCAGACAAUGUACCCCAUCACUGGAUCAUAUUAUGGGCUUAAAGAGCACUGCAGAAAGAUAUCCAGGCUAGAUAUUAUGACUAAGUGUACUCCUGAAGGGCUGUGAAACAAUGUGGCUGAAGAAUCACAUGAGAAUACACAGACGUGUGGUAUGGAAGCAAAGAAGAUCUAAAGAUAUGGACUGGGCAUUACUGUUGGCAAUGUGUAGCACUGAGAUCAUAUGACUUACAAUGUAUACAUAAUUUAUUUAGUAUACUGCAAAAAUGAAAAUCUACCCUUAAAAUGAAUUCUGAAUAUUAAUCUGUAAUUGACUUAAAAGAUGUAAUUGGUUUUGUGACGUAGUCUAUAAUAUUAUCACUAGUUUCUCGAGAUUGCUGACAGGUUACAAGAUCAUUUGGUUUGAUGUCUUUUGCCAGUGGAAUAAGGAUAUUUUUCUUAUCCCACUGGUAAAUAACUUGGCUUGAAAUAAGAAGUACUUUAUAGAAACAAGUCAAAAACACACUCACAUUAAAAUUAAUAUUCUGAAUUCAACUCAUUUCAGCUGAUGUAGAUAUUCAUUUUUCAGUGUACAUCAAUCACUUCUGGUAUUAUCACACUACAUGACGGGUAUCUUAUGAGUGUUUAAUUGAUUAACCUGCAAAAGACAUGAGAAAAAAUGCAUUGGACUAUUGAGAGGUAAGUUAUAAUUUACAAUUUUAGACAGUGGUACUGAUUUAGCACUUAUUUACCAUGUUUAUUUUGAUAUUUAAUUACUUAAUUAUUAACUGAAAUGGAAAAUAUAGUCAGUGCAUGUAUUUCAAAAUGAGCAGGUUUUAGUUUCAAAGAUACUUAUCACCACAAUUAAUAUCAAAUGAACAGAGUGAUUUUAGCUUGUUUUAGUUUAUUUAUGAAUUGAUUUGUUCAUUUACAGCUUCAUCACUGUGAUUCACAUGUUUCCUUUAAGUAGAUACUAAGAAGAAUCCAGACUGAUAACCUCAAGUGAAGAAAAGUGUUGGCGUAAUGUCUGAUUGUGUAUGAUGCCUUUGGCAGCUACUGUACUGUCACUAAGAGAUGUAAAGCUUAUUUUUUAACUAAAUCUCUUCACAUAAAUCAUAGAAUUAAAAAGUGACGUGUGU
Messenger RNA from Periophthalmus magnuspinnatus, 3039 nucleotides. It is a transcript of the gene sntb1, whose product is annotated as syntrophin, basic 1. The coding region runs from base 263 to 1876 and encodes 537 amino acids. NCBI's taxonomy places the organism in Eukaryota, Metazoa, Chordata, Actinopteri, Gobiiformes, Gobiidae. Gene Ontology annotation, molecular function: structural molecule activity; protein binding. Gene Ontology annotation, cellular component: synapse; intracellular anatomical structure; dystrophin-associated glycoprotein complex. The transcript is spliced from 8 exons. The record is from RefSeq and is a predicted model, not a curated record.